Molecule: messenger RNA, 1269 nt
Organism: Cercospora beticola
Lineage: Eukaryota; Fungi; Ascomycota; Dothideomycetes; Mycosphaerellales; Mycosphaerellaceae
Source: RefSeq, a predicted model, not a curated record
AUGUGGGCCACAGGACCCGCGAGCAGAGCCCCUGCUGUACGCGCUCCAGCAGCACCCCUCAAGCCGCGUAGUAGCGCUGUCAGCAUCACCGCUCCUCCAUCAAUGGCCGCUCCAACGGCAACGGCACCCGCUACUCUGCCUCGCGCAGCCGCUGUCAAUUUGGCAGUGACCAACACCCCCAGCACCGCCCCUGUGCGCGCGCCAAGUCCCAUGGCGAACAACCCGAACUUGCCGCAGCUCUACAACCCGCACUCUGCUGCACUGGCCGAUGCUAAAGCUGCGGCUGCCAUGUUCAGAACCAGCGGAGGUGCAAAGGGGGAGUUCGCGGCUCGCAAAGCCCAGCCUCGCGGUCGUGCAGAGUUCGAACAAGAACGCCCGUCAGUGCCACGCUCCAGCGCCGUGCCGUCUACCUCUUUCUCCUUCUCGCGUCCUCCACCAGCAGCACCGGUUCGCAUCACACCAGCUCCAUCUGCUCCGCGCAAAGACGAUGACUUCGUCCAGCAAGCACUAGCCAAGAUGUUGGCUCAAGAUAAGAACCAGCACGCUGCGCCAGAGCCGACCGCCGACACUGACCAGUCUUCGUUGACAAGCAAGAAACACGGUCGCCAGGAAGAGAGCCGUGCUGCUGUUGCGGGCCGUGCUGCAGACAUGGCCGUGCAGGAGAAGACCAAGGAGAGCUUGGCGAAGGAUGAGACCAGCCCCAACCUUCCACCACACAAGCGUGUCAAGGGCGCAGAUGCUGUAGCCGGCUUAUCAACGGCCGCUGAAGCGCGUGUCCCCUCUCCAUCGAAUUUGGUCUCUCCAGUCGCUCCUCCAAAGAAUUGGGGUCAAACGAUGGAGUCUUUCAAGAAGAAUCUUCUCGACAAGGCUACCGCGGCCGAUGGCACUGCUUCAUCAAGCGGUCCCCCACUUUCAGCUCAGUACGACACGGCUAGAGCUACUGUCAAUGCCACCAUCGCUCCUGCUGAUCCGAGCAAUUCAGAACACAACACCGCUGCUGUCAAGGUUGAGCGCGCCUUUGCUGCUCAAAUGGAAGAGGCAGCCAAGCGCCAAGAGGAGGAUACGGGCAAAGCUGUCCUCCAGCAGAGCGAGACGGUCGUAUCUCAGCCCAAGGUCACCGGAAUGAGCGAGGCCGAGUAUGGAAGCAAGGCAGCCAAGCUGCUCAUUGAAAAGGAGCGCAUCAAGAAGGAGCGCGAGAAGCUGGAUCAGGCUGAGGAGGACAUCAACUCUCGCCUCGAGGCCCUGACGAAGACGUUUCUGGGGGCUUAG